Messenger RNA from Phascolarctos cinereus (koala), 4249 nucleotides. The record is from RefSeq and is a predicted model, not a curated record. NCBI's taxonomy places the organism in Eukaryota, Metazoa, Chordata, Mammalia, Diprotodontia, Phascolarctidae.
GUGGGUACGUCAUAAAUAAUUGAUUAUUGACCUGUAAAAAAUACUGGAAUGGACAGUUUCAGAAAAACUUGGAAAGAAUUGUAUGAACUGGUACAUAGUAAGCCAAGAGGCAGGAGAAAUCAAAGGGCGUGACUAUGCUAUGAUUUACAAAUCAGAGACAAAAAGAGAUGAAAACCAUACUCCAGACAGUAACUUAAUCAGACUCACAAGCAAGAUGUUAAAAAUGAAGAGGCUGGAAGGCAUAAAUACACAUUACAAUAGUAACCUGUUGGAGAAAAUGGCUUAUUUUCAGUGUGUAGAAAAACCUGAGACUGUACAGUGUUUUUUGAAGGAAAACACCAAUGAACUUGAUUCAGGAGCUGAAGAGAAUGAGGCAAAGGAGACAGUGUGGCAUCAUUUAAGUCUGAAGGAAGCCAUAUUAAUAGGUGGUACUGGAAGAACUGGAAAUAGAAGAGAUGAUUCUCUCUCUUUUUUUUCUUCCUCUUAUAGACGAUGUCCUGCUCCCCCUGCCCCAUUUGAUCACAGGAUUGUCACAACCAGACAGACAGCCGUGAAUAGUCUCUAUACUGUGAACAGGAGGGAAAUCUUAGGAGGAGGACGGUUUGGCCAAGUACACAAAUGUGAAGAAAAAGCCACAGGUCUGAAAUUAGCAGCCAAAAUCAUUAAGACCAGAGGGGUAAAGGAAAAAGAUGAAGUGAUGAAUGAAAUCAGUGUCAUGAACCAGCUGGACCACGUGAAUCUCAUCCAACUCUACGAUGCCUUUGAGUCCAAGAAUGACAUUGUCCUGGUGAUGGAAUAUGUGGAUGGAGGUGAACUGUUUGAUCGAAUUAUUGACGAAAACUGCAAUUUGACUGAGUUGGAUACCAUUCUCUUCAUCAAGCAGAUCUGUGAGGGGAUAAAACACAUGCAUCAAAUGUACAUCCUUCACUUAGAUCUGAAGCCUGAGAACAUCCUGUGUGUGAAUCGGGACGCCAAACAAAUAAAAAUUAUUGAUUUUGGAUUAGCAAGAAGAUAUAAACCCAGAGAAAAGCUGAGAGUGAACUUUGGGACUCCUGAAUUUCUUGCUCCUGAAGUUGUGAACUAUGAUUUUGUUUCUUUCCCUACUGACAUGUGGAGUAUUGGUGUGAUUGCCUACAUGCUGCUCAGUGGAUUGUCUCCUUUCCUGGGUGAUAAUGAUGCUGAGACACUAAACAACAUCUUGGCUUGUAGGUGGGACUUAGAAGAAGAAGAAUUCCAAGACAUCUCUGAAGAGGGCAAGGAAUUCAUCUCUAAACUUCUGAUUAAGGAGAAGAGCUGGAGAAUAAGUGCAAGUGAAGCCUUGAAGCAUCCCUGGUUGUCAGACCACAGUCUACAUCGCAGACUCAGCUCACAGGAAAACUGCUGUGGUUGCUGCCUUUCGAGGACAUUUUGGAAAAAUCAGCAGUUCUGAUGCUUUGACCCCAGCAAUGACUGGAGGCAUUUACCAAAUGGUGUAACUCCACCUCUUUAACUGUAUUACUAAGCUGCUUUAAAAAAAAAUUAAGUCAGGCAGCUUCCAGAAGAGGAAACCAACAGCUGCUGUUCCCAAGGAGGCGUAAAUACCAGAGCCCCACAGUCUUUACUUCACCUCUGAGAUGGCUGCAGUAGUUUACUUCGGGAAGACAAUUUUAUCUGCUGUCUUUUGCUGUCUCCAAUGAUGGAGCUUGUCAUAAUGUCAGCUGUUGCUCAGUUAGGCAGGUGGCCCAGAGCUGAAAUUGAUCUGAGAUUUUCAAACCUGAAAUUGUGUUUGAAGUAGAGGAGAAAGAAUGCUAACAAGUUUUAAACUAUGAGUAUUACAUGAUGGAGAUUUUUCGUGGCAAAAGUUCUUUUGAAUCUAGUAUGUACAGGAAACUUAUUACUUUGGCUUAUGUUACACCUGAAUUAUUAUCAUGGAAAGUUCAUUCAGGAUGAAAGAGUCGGGGAAAGGUGUCAAAGAGUGGAUCUGUUAUCCCCCUAGAUUUUCCAAACUUUGAUCUAAUUUUGUUAAGACUGCUGAAAUUGUCAAUGAAUGACUGUAUCCAAAUUCAACAGCUAGCAGGCAAGGUCUCAUUGGGAAAGGAAGGCAUUGCUUUUAGUCCUGGAGUGAUUUGGGGCACUGAGCCCAAAUGUCUGAAUAAAUUGAACUAUGACAAGUCACACAGGAAAGUGAAUUUAUAACUUAAAAGUAAGGAAAAUCAGUACAUUCACUUGUUGGCUGAUUAGGAUUAAGCAUUUAUUAAGUUCUUCUGUGUAUAAGGAAAACAGAUUCCCAGUUAGAAGCUUCAACCUAUUCCCUGAGCUAUUAAGCCAUUUCAUUAGAUAUUGAAUAAAGAAAAUACCUCUGACUAAUGAGCUCGUAUUGCACACAAACUAUACUUUUGGAAAAAAGCAGAACUCCUGCCACAGUCUUAAAAAAGAAAAACAUAAGAUAUUUUUAAAAUAAAAACAAUGCUUUCCAAAUUCUGUAUCACUUUCCAAAUUCUUUAUCAAAUGUUAAGUUCAGCCACUUUCUCCAUAUGUCUGUUUCCAAAUAGCUGUUGUGCUGGGGUCAGUUACAGUAAUGUCUUUGUUUUGGGUCACUGCUCUUUCUCUGAUACUGAAGGGGAUUGCUUUAUAAAGAAUUUGGUAACUAGCAUUGAAGGCUGAUUAAAUUUUCUCAACAUCCCUCAUAUUUCUAAUGUCCAUCUGACGAAUCCUUCAGAUAGGUCUUCAAAAAGGACAUAUGAAUAAAAUGUUUAUUCCCAUUUUACAGGUUUGUGGGAACUGUAGGCAAUUGAGAUUAUGAAAUUUGGCCACGGUCCCAUGGGAAGGUAUUGGGAAAGCCAGGCACUAAACUGCCUUCCUUCUCCAAAGUUCUUGUCAUCAUACUUCUCUCCUUUUUUUGCCUCUGGCCUAUUCAUUUUUGUUCCAGUCUUGAUUUCCCCUCCUGUUUUUACAUGACUAUGCUUAUAAUUUUUAAUUUGGUUUUCUUAUGGGGAAAAAAGAGAAAGAAACUGUAUGUCUGAGGUCUUAUAUUACUGGGCUAUCUUUAGCUGAUGAUAUGCAGUGUAUUUGGAAAGUUAUAAGCCAGUACAUGCAUGAAUAAUCACUUAUACCACAGGGUCCUGGCAUCCAUUCAAAUGCUAAAUAGGACACAAGGGUCUGAUUUUAAGCCCCUUAUGGAACAGUGUGUUCAACUAUGGAGCAAGGAAAGUGUACCCAGAUAUUCUCUUGCCUAGCUGGUUGUAACUCGAAUUUUGAUCCAUUUUAUCAUCUCCAUUUCUCUAAAUUCUAGCAUUGAAUUUGAGGUGCCCCAAGUCAAACUGAGGAGUUCUAGCCUUGUGAAAUUCAUCAGUGAUGACCCCAAAUGGUUCCUGGGUGUGAAGUACUUAGGUGUUUAGAAAUGAGUCUCUACUUUGGAAAUGUAUUUUGUUUAGAUUUGUGUUUUAAGAUUCACAGUUGGGUGGGAAAGUGCCCCAACCCCAGCUGAGUGCUCUUAAUAAGGAAGUUUGGAAGUGUUAGUUUUGCAGAGUUAAUUAUUUCAGUCUAGGGCUGUGGAGGAGUGAGACAUGAUUGGUUAGAACUAUGUUGCGUGACUCUGUACUUCUGUGGGGCUGAUCCAACUCUAUGUCCUUGUCGCCCAACGUUCUACCAUUCCAGCAAGUCAGGGACAUGUGUAGAGGUGUGGGGUUGCAAAGCAGAUGAACCAGGACAAAUAUAAGCAAGGACCUAAAUCACAGAGCAGAUUAUGUAUAAGCAAGUCAUUGUGAUCAACUUUCCAAGGGGAUUAAAAUGACCCUCUUAAUAAAAGAUUUAACCCUUAUUCCUCUUCCUAAGUUUCCCUCACUCUUAAUAACAAUGAAUAGCAUUUAUAUAGUGUUUUAAGGUUUGCAGAACACUUUACAUGUAUGUUAUUUCAUUUUGCUUUCCUAUUGGACAUCUCUAUCUAAUAACUUUGGAAAAUGGUUAAAGUUGAACCUUGAUUCUGCAUUCCCAGAACACAGGGAAGACAAACCUUGUGAUAGAGUGAGGGAGAAGUGUGCACAUUUGUAGUUUAUAAGACCCUAAAACUUAUCCAGAAUCUGUUCCCAGGAAGAUGAUUCAUAGUUCUGUGGUUGCUUUAUAAGUAGCACUUCAUUAGCUUCCCUGCUGAGCUGACUUUGUAAUCCUGACCUGCUGUGUCACCGUACACAUUUUUGCAUUUAUUGUUAAUGAUUCAUUAUCUAGCUUGCUGUUGACUUCAUUUUUUUCCCUCAACACUAACAAAAGAGAA